Acanthopagrus latus (yellowfin seabream) is the source of this 1799-nucleotide messenger RNA. Its product is annotated as claudin-4-like. Bases 29 to 664 code for a protein of 211 amino acids. Gene Ontology annotation, cellular component: plasma membrane; bicellular tight junction. The record is from RefSeq and is a predicted model, not a curated record. Lineage: Eukaryota; Metazoa; Chordata; Actinopteri; Spariformes; Sparidae. The transcript has a single exon. Gene Ontology annotation, molecular function: structural molecule activity. Gene Ontology annotation, biological process: cell adhesion; bicellular tight junction assembly.
UUCACGUGUGAGGGACGAAGGCGGCAACAUGGUUUCUCAGGGGAUCCAGAUCAUUGGUAUAUCGAUGGCUGUGAUUGGCUGGUUCAUGGUCAUCGUGGUGUGCGCACUGCCCAUGUGGAAGGUCACCGCCUUCAUCGGGGCCAACAUCAUCACGGCUCAGACCAUCUGGCAGGGCAUGUGGAUGAACUGUGUGGUGCAGAGUACGGGCCAGAUGCAGUGCAAGGUCUACGACUCCAUGCUGGCUCUGCCCCAAGACCUGCAGGCCGCUCGGGCCAUGAUCAUCAUCUCCAUCCUGACUGGAGUCGUCGGAGUGAUGCUGUCGAUCGCUGGCGGGAAAUGCACAAACUGCAUCGAGGAUGAGCGGUCCAAGUCGAAGGCCUGCAUCCUGGCCGGAGUUCUGUUCAUCGUCUCGGGGUUGCUCUGCCUCAUCCCGGUCUCCUGGUCUGCCAACACCAUCAUCACCAACUUCUACAACCCGAUAAUUAUAAACGCCCAGAGGUACGAGUUAGGAGCGGCGCUGUAUAUCGGCUGGUCGGCUGCUGCGCUGCUGCUGCUGGGAGGCGGGCUGCUGUGCUGGAACUGCCCGCCCAAACACGAACACCCUCACUACGUCCCCAAGUUCACACCCGUGAAGUCAACCUCCACAUCGAGGGAAUACGUAUAAGAUGAUCCGCACUUCCUGCACGCACUCUUGCAUCAAAACGUAAACGUGUCUGACCUGGAAAUGUAAAACGUGAAAUCGCAAGCUGAAUCCUGAGAUCCGAUUGGUGGUUAGUGAAUGUCAGUGACCUUUCUCACAACGGACAUUUUGUCCUGUCCGGCAGGUUUGACUGGAAGCAUAAACACUGGCUUCAUUCCAUUUAGUUGUGCUGACGCGGCCCUCAGAUUGAUCAGGUUGGCUCACAGUCACAUCUAUGGACUAAAGCCUUCUCAGUCUAAAUUUUAAUUUAACUUAAUGUUUUAAAUCCAAGUUGUAUUGUAGCUAUCUGAUGAAUAACUAGGAUUAGUAUUGUUACUACAAUCAGGCUUAUCUAUGUAAAUAUUUAUUUUUUGGCUUCCUUCAUGUAUAACUUCUGCUUAAUCACAUUUUUUAAUUACAUCAACAAAAAGGGAUGUUGGUAAUGGUUACACCUUCAGUAAAGUCUGUGCAUUUUAAUCUACUCACACAUCCUGCAGAUACCACAUGUAUAUUUCUGUGUUUCUGAAUCUUGUGAUGUUGCUGUAAAUAAACAAUAUACUCACCGGAUGAUGACUGUUUACUUGUGCAUGAAAAAAAAACAAAAAAAAAGCAUCAGUAUUUAAUAGCAUUAUGGAGAUUAAAGAGGAGGGAAGAGGUGUUAAAUUAAGAGACGAUUCUGCAGCACUGCAGUUCACGUGAUGUGACUGUGUUCAUAACAUGCCCACAAAAAAAAAAGAGAGACCAGAUUGACAUAAACCAUAAACGAGACCUGCACAUCUGUCACACCUUUAGUCCAGCAGAGAUCUUCAUCAACACCCUGGUCAGCAUUAUUAGAAUAUCAUACAUGAGAGUUUCUUUAUCUUUGAUUGUCUGCAGCCAAAUUCAUCACUGAGGAGAUGCUCAGCAGAGACAUUAGCCCACACAUAAUAUACUCAGACUCAGUUUAAAGAAAAGCUGCCAUUGUUUUAAAAUCUGUUGGGCUUCAAAAUGAAAUGGAAAUGGAAAUAGCUGCCAGUGCAGUAUCACUGGGAUAGGUGUGUGAAAAUGGAGUGUCUGUUUGUUUACCCAACAGCGGUAUCUGUGUUUGUCUUUUCAAAUGCAAAGUGACAGCGUCACUGGA